Molecule: messenger RNA, 590 nt
Organism: Drosophila eugracilis
Lineage: Eukaryota; Metazoa; Arthropoda; Insecta; Diptera; Drosophilidae
Product: mitogen-activated protein kinase ERK-A
Exons: 3
Coding region: 16-510 (164 amino acids)
Biological process (GO): protein phosphorylation; intracellular signal transduction
Cellular component (GO): cytoplasm; nucleus
Molecular function (GO): MAP kinase activity; ATP binding
Source: RefSeq, a predicted model, not a curated record
UUCUACGGUUAAGCGAUGAAUAACUUCUUGAUUUGCGAUUUUGGAUUGGCUCGCAUUGCAGAUCCCGAACACGACCAUACUGGAUUUCUAACAGAAUACGUUGCUACUCGGUGGUAUAGGGCACCAGAAAUUAUGCUGAACUCGAAGGGAUACACCAAAUCAAUCGAUAUCUGGUCCGUUGGAUGCAUUUUAGCUGAAAUGUUAAGUAAUAGACCUAUAUUCCCUGGAAAACAUUAUCUGGACCAACUGAACCAUAUUCUGGGUGUACUGGGUUCACCUUCCCGUGAUGAUUUGGAAUGCAUUAUAAAUGAAAAAGCUCGAAACUAUUUGGAAUCAUUGCCUUUUAAACCAAAUGUUCCCUGGUCGAGACUUUUUCCAAAUGCUGAUACGUUAGCAUUAGACCUUCUCGGAAAAAUGUUGACCUUUAACCCGCACAAACGAAUUCCUGUCGAAGAAGCCCUUGCACAUCCGUAUUUGGAGCAGUAUUAUGAUCCUGGAGAUGAGGUAUGAAAUAUAACCUAUAAACCAUCAAAGUAAAUGCAUUUAAAAAAACAUUCUUAAAUAAUUUUUUGUACCUAUACAAACCAAAA